Molecule: messenger RNA, 918 nt
Organism: Homalodisca vitripennis (glassy-winged sharpshooter)
Lineage: Eukaryota; Metazoa; Arthropoda; Insecta; Hemiptera; Cicadellidae
Gene: DENR
Product: density-regulated protein homolog
Exons: 3
Coding region: 163-705 (180 amino acids)
Biological process (GO): formation of translation preinitiation complex; translation reinitiation
Molecular function (GO): translation initiation factor activity; mRNA binding
Source: RefSeq, a predicted model, not a curated record
CAUUAAAUAGUUAAUGAGACGGGGAUGGACGAACGAAAACUGUUAAAGUCACGAAAAGAGGCUGUUGCUGUGCUUUGUGCUUGUUGAUUUACAGUUCUUUGAUUCGGAAGACUUAUUUAGGUUCUGUCGGUUUCUUCAUCAUCCUGAAUUUAGAGGUGCAGAAUGACAGAAAAUGUGCGCUCACUUCCAGUAGGACCUCAGCCAGAUAUUAGUUACCCGAUUCAAGUGCUUUACUGUGGAAACUGUUCACUCCCUAUUGAGUACUGUGAAUACCACCCUGACUACGACAAGUGCAAACAGUGGUUGGAGCAAAAUUUGCCCGAUGAAUUCGACAAGUUUGUAAAACUGUCGGGUGGAGGAGAUGAUGAUGGAGGUGAGGAAAAGAAACGGCAGAAGCGUGGUGGAAAAGGAAUGGUCAAGGCUAAGAAGAAGGAGGAUGGUCCUAAACAAGUUUGUGUGUCUCGAGCACCUAGAGGAAAGAAGAAAUCUGUCACAGUAGUAACUGGUCUAAGUACAUUUGGAAUAGAUUUAAAAGUAGCUUCAAAAUUCUUUGGCACAAAGUUUGCUUGUGGUUCUUCUGUAACUGGUGACGAUGAAAUCGUGAUCCAAGGUGAUGUGAAGGACGAUUUGUUUGAUAUAAUUCCAGAAAAGUGGCCAGAAAUCGAUGAAGACUUUAUUGAGGAUUUGGGUGAUUUAAAGAGGUAAAAAAAAACAAGAUGCCAAUGUUGGAAAUCGUAUUUAUUUUUUUUAAGUGCUCAUUCUCAAUCUGCCACAUCUACGGAACAAAUGUAUAUAUAAAAAUGUAUAAAUCAGUGAAAAUCAGUUAUGAAUAAGAUUUUUUACAAUUCAUUGUAUUAAAUAUUUUUAACUGUGUAUCACAAUAUUUUUUGGGCAAAAAUAAAAGCAGAUACCAAAAUA